CGCCGCGGGGGUCCGCGACCCGCGCCGGCGGGGAUGUUGCGGUGGGUCCGGCAGCAGCUGGGUUUUGACCCACCACAUCAAAGCGAUACAAGAACUAUUUAUAUAGCAAAUCGUUUUCCCCAGCAUGGCCAUUAUGUUCCUCAGAAGUUUGCGGACAACAGAAUCAUAUCAUCCAAGUAUACAGUGUGGAAUUUUGUUCCAAAAAACUUAUUUGAGCAGUUCAGAAGAGUAGCCAACUUUUAUUUUCUGAUUAUAUUUUUGGUUCAGCUCAUGAUAGAUACCCCUACCAGUCCUAUUACCAGUGGAUUGCCAUUAUUCUUUGUCAUAACUGUGACAGCCAUAAAACAGGGUUAUGAAGACUGGCUACGACAUAAAGCAGACAAUGAAGUAAACGGUGCUCCGGUUUAUGUUGUUCGAAGUGGUGGCCUUGUGAAAACUAGAUCUAAAAACAUUCGGGUGGGGGACAUUGUCAGAGUAGCCAAAGAUGAGACUUUUCCUGUUGAUCUGGUGCUUCUGUCAUCUGAUCGGGUCGAUGGUUCAUGCCAUGUUACUACCGCGAGUUUGGAUGGAGAGACCAAUCUUAAGACACAUGUUGCAGUCCCAGAAACAGCAGUGUUACAGUCCGUUGCCAACCUGGACAAACUUGUAGCUGUUAUAGAAUGUCAGCAGCCAGAAGCAGAUCUAUACAGAUUUGUUGGAAGAAUAACUAUAAGUCAACAAACUGAAGAAAUUGUACGACCUCUUGGGCCUGAAACACUCUUACUUCGUGGAGCAAGAUUAAAAAACACUAAAGAAAUAUUUGGUGUUGCAGUGUAUACAGGUAUGGAGACAAAGAUGGCAUUAAAUUACAAGAGUAAAUCUCAGAAACGGUCAGCAGUAGAAAAGUCCAUGAAUUCCUUUCUGAUUAUUUAUCUAAUAAUCCUACUCUUUGAAGCCAUUCUGAGCACUAUUUUAAAGUAUGCAUGGCAAGCUGAAGAAAAAUGGGAUGAGCCUUGGUAUAAUGAAAAAACAGAACAUGAGAGAAACAGCAGUAAGAUUCUGAGAUUUAUUUCAGAUUUUCUUGCUUUUCUGGUACUUUACAAUUUUAUCAUACCUAUUUCACUUUAUGUGACUGUUGAGAUGCAGAAAUUUCUUGGAUCUUUUUUUAUUGGCUGGGAUCUUGACCUUUAUCACAAAGAAACAAACCAGAGAGCACAAGUAAAUACUUCAGACCUCAAUGAGGAAUUGGGACAGGUAGAGUAUGUGUUUACAGACAAAACUGGUACAUUAACUGAAAAUGAGAUGCAAUUUCGGGAGUGCUCCAUUAAUGGCAUAAAGUACCAAGAGGUCAAUGGUAAACUAACUCCAGAGGGGUGUUCUGAAGAUUCUCCAGAUGGAAAUAGGCAUAGUUUGAUGAAAGAGGAGGAACUCUUCUUGAAAGCAGUUUGCCUUUGUCAUACAGUGCAGAUCAAUGCAGAUCAAACAGAUGGUGCUGAUGGUCCCUGGCAUGCCAAUGGAAUAGCAUCCCCAUUGGAGUAUUAUGCUUCUUCACCAGAUGAGAAAGCUUUAGUUGAAGCUGCAAGCCGGGUUGGAGUUGUAUUUACUGGAACUAGUGGGGACAGUAUGGAAGUAAAAAGUCUCGGAAAACCAGAAAGGUAUAAAUUACUUCAUGUUUUGGAGUUUGAUCCAAACCGCAGACGAAUGAGUGUCAUUGUAGAGAGUCCCUCAGGGGAAAAGCUUUUAUUCACAAAGGGAGCAGAAUCUUCCAUUCUUCCUCGUAGUAAGAGUGGAGAAAUAGACAAAACAAGGAUACAUGUGGAUGAAUUUGCUUUGAAAGGACUAAGAACUUUGUGCGUAGCCUACAGAAGAUUCACACCUGAGGAGUAUCAAGAAAUUGGCAAACGUCUUCAUGAGGCCAGGACUGCCUUACAACAACGGGAAGAAAGAUUAGCAGAUGUGUUCAACUUCAUAGAAAGGGAUCUGGAAUUACUUGGGGCUACAGGAGUAGAAGACAAACUGCAGGAGAAAGUCCAAGAAACUAUAGAAGCACUCAGGUUGGCUGGUAUCAAAGUGUGGGUACUCACUGGAGAUAAGCACGAAACGGCUGUUAGUGUCAGUUUAUCAUGUGGACACUUUCAUAGAACCAUGAACAUCCUUGAGCUUGUGCAACACAAGUCAGACAGUACAUGUGCAGAACAACUGAGGCAGCUAUUCGUAACAAAAUCUGAAUUUUUCCAUCACACUGAUACAACGCCAACCUUUUUGUCCCUGAAUAGAAUAAAGGAAGACCAUGUUAUCCAGCAUGGACUGGUUGUGGAUGGGACCAGCCUCUCUCUUGCACUCAGGGAACAUGAAAAACUGUUCAUGGAAGUUUGCAAAAACUGUUCUGCAGUGUUGUGCUGUCGCAUGGCACCCCUUCAGAAAGCAAAGGUAGUGCGACUGUUAAAAACGUCUCCAGAGAAACCUAUAACAUUAGCGAUUGGUGAUGGUGCUAAUGAUGUGAGCAUGAUACAAGAAGCACAUGUUGGCAUAGGAAUCAUGGGCAAGGAAGGAAGACAAGCUGUAAGAAACAGUGACUAUGCAAUAGCGCGGUUUAAAUUCCUCUCCAAGUUGCUUUUUGUUCAUGGGCACUUUUACUAUAUUAGAAUAGCAACCCUUGUACAGUACUUUUUUUAUAAGAAUGUGUGCUUUAUUACACCACAAUUUUUAUAUCAGUUCUUCUGUUUGUUUUCACAACAAACUCUCUAUGACAGUGUAUACCUGACUUUGUACAAUAUUUGUUUCACUUCCUUGCCUGUCCUCAUAUACAGUCUUUUUGAACAGCAUGUGCAUCCGCAUGUAUUACAGAGUAAACCUGUGCUCUAUCGAGACAUCAGUAAAAAUGCCCAUCUGGGGUUUAAACCAUUUCUUUACUGGACCAUCUUGGGCUUCUUUCAUGCAUUUGUUUUCUUUUAUGGCUCGUAUCUUCUAAUGGGAGAAGACACUUCUCUGCUGGGAAAUGGCCAGAUGUUUGGGAACUGGACAUUUGGUACUUUGGUCUUCACGGUUAUGGUUAUAACUGUUACAAUGAAGAUGGCACUAGAAACUCACUUCUGGACAUGGAUAAACCAUUUUGUUACUUGGGGAUCCAUUGUAUUUUAUUUCAUAUUCUCCUUGUUUUAUGGGGGAAUUAUCUGGCCAUUUUUACAUACCCAGGACAUGUACUUUGUAUUUGUUCAACUGUUGUCAAGUGGUUCUGCUUGGUUUGCCAUAAUCCUCAUAGUAGUUGCUUGUUUGUUUAUUGAUGUUGUGAAGAAAGUGCUGUACAGACAUCUACAACCAACAAGUACUGAAAAAGCUCAGAUGUACUCCAACAGAGUUGCUUUAAGUGACGAGUUCAUCGCACUGCAGCCAUUGUCCAGGGCAAGGAAUCAGCUGAGCAAAAUUAGCUUACUGAGGCAGGUUCAGGUAUCAACUGCUUGGACUCCGUGUGCUGCUUCUCAGAUGGGGAAACAGCAUGCACAUCUGUUAGAAGAAUGCUGGAACGACUAAUGGGCCGAUGUAGUCCAACCCGGGUCAACAGAUCAUGGAGUUCAUCGGAUCCCUUCUAUGCCAACGACAGAAGCAUCUUGACUCUCUCCACAAUGGACUCACCCACUUGUUAACAGGGACAUUUGUAAAUGCCUUGUGGAAGCCAUGUGGUGCUCACACACCUAUAGUAGAUUCUGAAGCGAGUUCAGUGCUACAUCCCUGCCCUAGAAAAGACUAGCAUGACUUCUAAAUACAAACCGUGGCUUGUCUUGUGGCCUAGCAUAAGUCAUCUGGACAGUCAUCGCUUCCAGUUUUGUUUUUUUUCCUAAUUAUAUCCACAAAUUGCUGAAUAACUUUUUUUUUUUUGUAAGGAAUGCUUUUACCUCUGACCAUUUAAAAUUUUUUGUUACCAUAUGAGCAGAUUGGAAUCUCAUUUGAUACUGCGACAUCACUGUAGCGCAGUGACAGAAUCUUUCUCCUCCCAAAUUCAAGUGAUCCAAUAGAACUGCAUUUGCACAAUGGAGCUCUAAAAAGUUGCAUUUUUCAUGAUGACCCUUCACUUUAAACACACACAUUAAUUUUGAGCUGUCUCUUACAGAUGCUGUCUUAGCAGUUUGCAAAGCAUUUUUGUUAUUUCCAUGGACGGUUACUGUAUUCUAUAAGCAAUCAGUUUAGUAAUUUUUGGGAGUUAAAUACAAUUAGAGUAUUUAUGCUGGUGUAGGAAUGGCGAUAUAUUAGUCAUUGCUUUGAAAAACACUGUUGACUUUGACAGAUCAAUAAUUUGGAAUAAUAAGGGAUAUAACAGUUCACUGUUCUCUUAAAGUAUAAUUCAGAAGCCAGUCAUCUUUUAUUAUGCCCUGUGUGUUUUGUUAACAGUUCUUGAUCCUGACAUGGAAGAAUGCGUAAGAAUUGGUGGAUUGUGCAGAAGUCUCACUAGCAUAAAUUUUUUGAAUUAUUAAUCCUUUUAAAGUUGGGGAAUUUUUGCAUGUUUUAUUCUUUUUCAUGUAUUUAUAUUUGGUCAUGUACUUUGAAGAUACAAUUGAUGCUUAAUUAUCUUCAUAUAUCUGAAGGAUCUGAGACAUUGAUGGCCAUGUUUUGAUACCUAAGUAUGCCAAUAAAAACAAAUUGCACAGA
Messenger RNA from Gymnogyps californianus (California condor), 4623 nucleotides. It is a transcript of the gene ATP11B, whose product is annotated as ATPase phospholipid transporting 11B (putative). Gene Ontology annotation, cellular component: trans-Golgi network; plasma membrane; endoplasmic reticulum. Gene Ontology annotation, biological process: phospholipid translocation. The record is from RefSeq and is a predicted model, not a curated record. The transcript is spliced from 31 exons. Gene Ontology annotation, molecular function: ATP binding; magnesium ion binding; ATPase-coupled intramembrane lipid carrier activity. The coding region runs from base 34 to 3510 and encodes 1158 amino acids. Lineage: Eukaryota; Metazoa; Chordata; Aves; Accipitriformes; Cathartidae.